Epinephelus moara (kelp grouper) is the source of this 630-nucleotide messenger RNA. RefSeq names its product ribosomal protein S27 like (gene rps27l). The transcript has 4 exons. Bases 154 to 408 code for a protein of 84 amino acids. Gene Ontology annotation, cellular component: ribosome; cytosolic small ribosomal subunit. Gene Ontology annotation, molecular function: structural constituent of ribosome; RNA binding. Gene Ontology annotation, biological process: translation; ribosomal small subunit assembly. The record is from RefSeq and is a predicted model, not a curated record. Lineage: Eukaryota; Metazoa; Chordata; Actinopteri; Perciformes; Serranidae.
CUAAAGUCCGUUCCCAAGGUUUUUAAGAUACCCUGCUCAUAAUAUUCGCUGAUACCGCAGAUCUGGCAACCACAGUUCCUGGAACUACACAGCUCCUGCUUCUGUCCAACCAGCCCUACGUAUGCGCAGCAAAGCGAGCCUAACACAGUGAAAAUGCCUCUGGCUAGAGACCUCCUCAACCCUUCCAUCGAACAUGAGAGAAGACAACAUAAAAAGAAAAGGCUUGUUCAGAGCCCUAACUCCUACUUCAUGGACGUGAAGUGCCCAGGCUGCUACAAGAUCACCACAGUGUUCAGUCAUGCACAGACAGUGGUUCUCUGUGUUGGAUGCUCAACUGUGUUGUGCCAGUCAAGAGGAGGAAAAGCCAGACUGACAGAGGGUUGCUCUUUCAGGAGGAAGCAACAUUAGAGGGAUGACACACUUAGUCAUGUCUGUAACUAAGCCAUGCUGUUAAAACAAAUCCCUUUUUUUCCAUUGAUUACAAUGUAGUUGUGCAUUUACAAAUGGCAGGUUCUGCCACUGUACAGCUGUUCAGCUUUUAUGAUGAAAUUUAUAAACUAGCAAAACUUUUAAUAUUCAAGAUGAUAAUUGUAAAAUCUCACUGAGACAAUAAAGGAGUCUGUUAUAAAA